CGUCCACCAUUACCAAUGUGCAGCAGAAAAUAAAGAGAAAGGAAGCGAAUUGAACUUCCAUGAAAAACACAUUGGAAAAUACCAAAAACCCUUUAAUAUAAAUAUUGAAGAAGAGAGAAGUUAGUCUCUAUUUUUUUUUUUGUUGAUUUUUCGUUCUUGAAUUUGUUCUUUCUUUCUGGCGGUGUAAAUUUGGGUUGUCCAAUUAAUAAGCAAAUUGGCUGUGGGAGAAAGAAACUGAAGAAGAAGAAGAAGUAAAAGCAGAAGAGACAAAGGAGCUGAUAGCUUAAUCUGACAGUAGUAGGGAUUGUUUGGUUGAGCAAACAUGUCUCAGACCAACUGGGAAGCUGAUAAAAUGCUAGAUGUUUAUAUUCAUGAUUAUUUGGUGAAGAGGGAUUUAAAGGCCUCUGCUCAGGCUUUUCAAGCUGAAGGGAAAGUUUCAUCCGACCCUGUUGCUAUUGAUGCUCCUGGCGGUUUUCUUUUUGAAUGGUGGUCGGUAUUUUGGGAUAUAUUCAUUGCGCGGACCAAUGACAAGCACUCUGAUGUUGCUGCAUCCUACAUUGAGACUCAGUUGAUGAAAGUAAGGGAGCAGCAGCAGCAACAACAACAGCAACAACAGCAGUCCCAACAACCGCAGCAUCCUCAGCAGCAGCAACAACAACAGCAACAGCAACAGCAGCAGCAACAGCAGCAAUUACAGAUGCAGCAGCUCCUGUUGCAGAGGCAAGCUCAACAACAACAGCAGCAGCAGCAACAGCACCACCAGCAACAACAUACACAACAACGGAGAGAUGGCAGCAACCUAUUGAAUGGCACAGCCAAUGGGGUUGUAGGAAAUGAUUCUCUUAUUAGGCAGAAUCCUGGUGCAAAUGCAUUGUCUGCAAAAGCGUACGAGGAAAGAUUAAAACUACCUGUUCAAAGAGAUUCUUCAGAUGAUGCUACUAUGAAGUUACAGCAAAGGUUUGGUGAGAAUGCAAGCCAGCUGCUGGAUUCAAACCAUGCAUCCAUUCUAAAAUCUGCAGCCACAACGGCUGGCCAGCCUUCAGGACAACUGCUGCAGGGUGCAGCUGGUGGCAUGUCCCCCCAAGUUCAGGCUCGAAACCAGCAACUUCCAGGCUCUACACCAGACAUAAAGACAGAAAUGAAUCCUAUCCUGAACCCCCGAGCGGCUGCACCUGAAGGAUCACUGAUUGGAAUAUCUGGUUCUAAUCAAGGGAGCAACAAUUUGACACUGAAGGGAUGGCCCUUGACACUCCGCUCUGGGAUUCUCCAGCAACAAAAGUCAUUCAUGCAGGGCCCUCAGCAAUUUCACCAUCAAUUACAAAUGCUAUCACCUCAGCAACAACAGCUAAUGCUAGGACAACAAAAUUUGACUUCACCUCCUGCCAAUGAUAUUGAAGCCAGAAGGCUUAGAAUGCUUCUCAAUAACCGAAAUAUGACUUUGGGGAAAGACGGCCUCUCAAAUCCAGUUGGUGAUGUUGUUCAAACUAUGGAAUCACCUUUGCGGGCUGGUUGUUCUGUGAUGCCCCAAAGUGAUACAGACAUGAUAAUGAAGUUAAAGUUGGCACAAUUACAACAACAGCAGCAGCAUACCAAUCCACAACAGCAACUGCAGCUUCAACAACAAACACUUUCUGGUCAGCAACCUCAAAGUUCAAGUAACAGUCUUCAGCAAGAUAAAAUUAUGGGAACUGACAGUGUCACUGGGGACGCGAUGAUUUCAAAUUCCUUUCGUGGAAAUGAGGGUCCAAAAAGCCAGAACGGGAGAAAGCGAAAGCAGCCUGUGUCAUCUUCAGGACCUGCCAAUAGCUCAGGAACUGCAAACACAGCUGGACCGUCCCCUAGUUCAGCUCCCUCAACACCAUCUACCCAAACACCUGGAGAUGUGAUGUCUAUACCGGCUUUGCAACAAAGUGGAAAUUCUUCAAAACCAUUGGUGAUGUUUGGAACAGAUAAUAAUGGCACUCUUACCUCCUCGUCAAAUCAAUUGUGGAAUGAUAAAGAUCUUGUGCAGGCUGAUAUGGAUCGAUUUGUGGAUGAUGGUUCUCUUGAUGAUAAUGUUGAGUCUUUCUUAUCUCAAGAAGAUGUGGAACCUAGAGAUACAGUUGGUCGUGGUAUGGAUGUUGGUAAAGGGUUUGCAUUUACGGAAGUGAGCUCUGCUAGAGCAAGUGCCAGUAAAGUUAUCUGCUGCCACUUUUCAUCAGAUGGGAAACUGCUUGCCAGUGGUGGCCAUGACAAAAAGGCUGUAUUGUGGUUCACAGAUACUUUAAAGCCAAAAACAACACUUGAAGAGCAUUCGUCACUUAUAACUGAUGUUCGUUUCAGCCCAAGCAUGGCCCACCUUGCGACAUCGUCUUUUGACAAGACUGUAAGGGUUUGGGAUGCUGACAAUCCUGGCUACUCGCUCCGUAAUUUUAAUGGGCAUUCUGCUAGCGUAAUGUCGGUAGAUUUCCAUCCCAAUAAAGAAGAUCUUAUAUGCUCCUGUGAUGGGGAUGGCGAGAUCAGAUACUGGAGUAUAAAAAAUGGUAGCUGCACAAGAGUGUUCAAGGGUGGCACGGCCCAGGUGAGAUUUCAACCUCGUCUUGGUAGGUACCUUGCUGCCGCUGCAGAGAAUGUUGUAUCAAUAUUAGAUGUGGAUACCCAAUCAUGUAGGCAUUCGUUAAAGGGUCAUACGAAACCUAUUCACUCCGUCUGUUGGGACCCUUCGGGAGAGCUUCUGGCAUCUGUUAGCGAGGACUCUGUCAGGGUCUGGACACUAGGAUCUGGAAGUGAAGGGAAAUGUGUACAUCAACUUAGUUCAAACGGCAACAAAUUUCACUCUUGUGUUUUCCAUCCUACAUACUCGUCAUUGCUAGUUAUCGGGUGUUAUCAGGCUCUGGAGCUGUGGAACAUGACCGAGAACAAGACGAUGACCAUUCCCGCACAUGAGGGAUUAAUCGCGUCUCUGGCUGUAUCUACGGCCGCAGGACUCGUCGCUUCGGCUAGUCACGAUAAACUCAUCAAGCUUUGGAAGUAAACAACAUUUGCUCCAGUGAUGCAUACCCCUUUUAUGUUCAGAAAUACAUCUUUUUCUAGCCCUUUUGUGGGAGGAUGAACUGAGGAGUUAGGACUAACCCAGUCCCCUAGUAGGUGUUGCUGUCGUUUAUACUCUUCUGUUAACAGCAAAAUGUUCUUAUAAAUUUAAGGUUCUCUUGGAUAUUGAAACAUUACUUGGCCUUUGUAUCAUUGUCUUUAUCAAAAUUUUUUUUUCUAUUAAAA
Molecule: messenger RNA, 3255 nt
Organism: Ipomoea triloba (trilobed morning glory)
Lineage: Eukaryota; Viridiplantae; Streptophyta; Magnoliopsida; Solanales; Convolvulaceae
Product: transcriptional corepressor LEUNIG-like
Exons: 18
Coding region: 323-3013 (896 amino acids)
Cellular component (GO): nucleus
Molecular function (GO): protein binding
Source: RefSeq, a predicted model, not a curated record